GAUACAACGUUGCGCAUGUCAUUGUUGCUAUCAACAAAUUUUAAGCAACGGAUCGAGUUGUAAAUAAAUAAAUUACUUAUAGUUCUAGAAUUAGUUUGUCAGGCGAAAGCGAUUAAUCACUUAACACUCUCCAGCAAAUUUAGAAAAGCUACAAUAAUUCUGAAGUGAUUCAGUUUCCGGAGUUAUUUUUUUUUUUUUAAAUUCCCUUUUCAGUAAAUAUUUAAGAUGCCUACCAAUCCAGAUGAACCUUACUACUGUUCUCAACAAAUCAGUAUACCUCCAGAAUUACCUGAUAUUUUAAAACAGUUUACAAAAGCUGCUAUCAGAACACAACCGAAAGAUGUAUUGGCAUGGUCAGCAGCUUAUUUCCGUGCUAUGUCGAAAGGGGAAACCCCACCAGUAAAAGAGAGAUUAGAAAUGCCAGUAGCCACACAGAAAACAGACACAGGUUUAACACCAGGUUUAUUAAGAGUUCUAAAUAGACAGUUAGGUCCUAAAAAGACUGCACCUAUUAGUGUAAUAGAGGAGAAAUGGUUAGAUUUGUCUUUACCUAAAGAACAGUUUGAUGAUAUGGUUAGAAUUGGUACAUUUGGAGGUGAUGUUGAGUGGAAUAAAUUUUUAGCUAUUGCAGCUUCAGCAUUAGGAGAGAAUAUAACACAAUCUAUGAAAACAAUAUGUGAAAUUUUAACAGCAGAUCCAGAGGGUGGUCCAUCACGUAUUCCUUUCCCAUUGUUUAAAGAAUUAUAUACAUAUCUAGCUCAAAUAGAUGGUGAAAUCUCCCAACAACAAAUCAAUGAUGUAGUCAGUCACCUUCAGUAUGAUGUAGAUAAACAAGAAGGCUACGUUCAACCAAGAAAUUUUUGUGGUUCUGAUUGCCCCAAACUCUCCUGAAAUUAAUCAGGAACUAUUUCGAAUGUUAUAUUUUUAAAAGUCAUUCCAUAAUUAUGUUGUUGAUAUUCUUAUAAUGUUUUUGUUACAAUAAUUACAAACAUUCUAAUAAUCUGUUCAGCAAAUUUGUAUGUUUGUAUUUAGUCCGUCCACAUGAAUUCAAAUAUUUAAUUUAUUUAUUUCAUGAAUUUUAAAACAUGUAUCAGAAUUAUUGUAUGUGUUUUCAAAGAUAAAUCGAUUUAUGGAAACAAAAAUUUAAUAACAAGUUCUAUUUUGCUCUGAAUGACUUGACUCUUAUAACCGUUGACAAAAAACUGUGUAAAUAGAACUUAAUAUUGAGAUAUUAUAUGUUGUUGGGGCUGCAUAAAAUUUUAAAAAUAAAUAUGAUCAGUCAUCAGUAUCUUCUUUCUAGCACAGAAUCAACUGAUGUCUGACAGAGUCAUAAAUCAUGAACAUUUUGGUUAGCUCUCCUUGUGUUCCAACACACCUUUAUUGACAUACAAAGUUAUUUUUACACGCCCACGUUCGAUGUGGAUGUAUAUUAUUGUAACCUUCAUCCAGCAUUAGGUCAGAGUUAUUGACUGAUCUGUUUUUUUAAAAUUCUCACGCUUUUUUGCAUUGGAUUGCAAAUGCCGGAGUUGUUUGACAUCAGGGUUAAGGAAAUACCCUAGCGAAAUUGAGAUUGCAAAUCCCAGAGUUUUUUGAAGUCAGAGUAUUCUCCCUCCUAUUUUCCAAUUGAUGAAUACAGGUUCUGCAACAAAUUUUUUUAUUACACUUAAUGGGAUUAUUCAUUGAGGUAUGGGGAGGAACACUUUUGAUUUUCAAUAUUAUUAUUAUUGGAUUGUAAAUUUCAGACAUUUGGAACCAUGAUUUUUUGACAACUUUGCUGCAUUUUAUGUUUUAAUGACUCCCUCAAACAUAUUUUAUUAUUUGUUCAUAAAUUAAUAAAAUAUAAUUAACACUUGUA
Messenger RNA from Patella vulgata (common limpet), 1855 nucleotides. Its product is annotated as ropporin-1-like protein. Bases 226 to 891 code for a protein of 221 amino acids. NCBI's taxonomy places the organism in Eukaryota, Metazoa, Mollusca, Gastropoda, Patellidae. The record is from RefSeq and is a predicted model, not a curated record. The transcript has 6 exons.